GUUUCAUCUAAAGAUAUUACAAACAUCCAUCCUCAACCAACCUCCAGGGAUUGAAACGACAAACAUCCAUCCAUCCUCGUCUUACCUCCAGGAUCGAAACAAAGUCCGCCCAACCAAAGCCGGACCAGCACAACUAUCGCCACUCAUUCUCAUGUUCCUGGUAGAGUUAAGCUCCAAAAUCGGAAGUCUUAAACCCUAACUAAAUGAUCUUCUUCCUCAAAUGUACGCUAGAUCUUGUGAGGCCCGAAUAUUAGCCGUGAAUACCUUUCCAUGGAGAAAAUGAAUAAAGUGCAACGGGAAAAAACAUUGACAGACUUGGAUCCUCGUGUUUCUGUUCACUAUGGGAUUCCAUCAACCGCGUCAAUUCUUGCUUUUGAUCCCGUUCAACGCCUUAUGGCAAUAGGAACACUUGAUGGCAGGAUUAAAGUGGUUGGGGGCAACAACAUUGAAGGUCUUCUUUUGUCUCCCAAGCAGUUGCCAUUCAAAAACUUAGAGUUCCUAGAAAACCAAGGGUUUCUGGCCAGUGUCUCAAAUGAAAAUGAAGUUCAGGUUUGGGAUCUCAAGCACAGAUGUAUAGCAUCUAAUUUGCAGUGGGAGUCUAACAUAACUGCCUUUUCAGUUAUCUAUGGCACCCAUUACAUGUACAUUGGAGAUGAGUAUGGUUUUUUGUCUGUGUUGAAGUAUGAUGUUGAAAAAAGAGAACUUCUACAAUUGCCCUAUCACCUUCCUGUAGAUGUUAUAACUGAUGCAGCUGGAAUUUCUUUGCCCAGUCAUCAAUCUAUUGUUAGUGUUCUGCCGCAGCCCACUUCCCUUGGAAAUAGAGUGCUGCUUGCAUAUGGCAAUGGGCAUAUCAUUCUCUGGGAUGUUACUGAAGAUCGUGCUGUGCUUGUGAGAGGCAAUAAAGAUCUCCAACCUAAGGAUGGCAAAGUGGUUUAUUCUCCAGAUGGCAUUGAUCAAGAGCAGUUUACUAAUGUGACAGAAUAUGAACAAGAAGAAAAGGAGAUAAGCUCACUCUGUUGGGCAUCUUCUGAUGGAACAAUUCUUGCUGUGGGUUAUGUAGAUGGAGAUAUUUUGCUAUGGAACUUGUCAACUGUUGCUGCCAGCAAAGGUCAGAAGGCAUCUAGUAAUGUUGUUAAGGUUCAGUUAUCAUCAGGUGAGAAGAGACUCCCAGUCAUUGUUUUACAUUGGAGUCAAAACAGUGCACAUAAUGAUCAUGGAGGGAAACUCUAUGUUUAUGGUGGUGAUGAUAUUGGAUCUGAAGAAGUCUUAACGAUACUCAAUCUUGAUUGGUCUUCUGGUAUAGAAAAUGCAAAAUGCAUUGGUCGCUUGGACCUCACGCUGAACGGUUCUUUUGCGGAUAUGAUAUUGGUGCCAAAUGCUGGGACAAUGGAGGGAUAUGAUAUCUUGUCACUAUUUGUGCUGAGCAAUCCUGGACAGUUGCACUUUUAUGAUGAUUCUUGCUUGUCUGCUUUGUUGGUGCAUCCGGAGAAGAAGCAUUCUGUUCCUGCAGUUCAAUAUCCUGAGGUUAUUCCAACUGCUGAACCAAACAUGACUAUAGGAAAGCUCAAGUUGAUCAAGAAAGAAGAGAGCUUUUCAAGGCCUUUUUCAGAGACACUUUCAGCAGCAAAAUGCCAAACACAUAUAGUGACUACAGCAAGUAGCAAGUGGCCACUGACUGGCGGUGUUUCUAAUCAACUGUCCUUUGCUGAAGAUAAUGGCAUUAACAGAGUGUAUAUAGCAGGCUACCAUGAUGGGUCUGUUCGAAUCUGGGAUGCCACAUUCCCUGUUCUGUCACUCAUUUUUGUCUUGGAAUCUGAGAUAGUAGGCAUUGAUAUUGCUGGAUCAAAUUCAUCCAUAUCAGCAUUAGACUUUUUCUCUUCCACUUCAAGUUUAGCAACGGGCAAUGAAUUUGGCCUGGUUUGCUUGUAUUCGCUGGUGGUGAAAUCAAAAGAAGUGAGUUUUCACUUUGUUACAGAGACGAAUCAUGAAGUACACAAUUUACAUUGUGAGAAUGGAGCUCACUGUACGGCUGUAUUUUCUUUCCUUCAUUCUCCUGUGCGGACCCUGCAGUAUGUAAACUCUGGAGAUAGACUAGCUGUGGGCUUUGAAUGUGGCCGUGUUGCAAUGCUUGAUAUUAGUUCGUUAUCGAUUUUGUUUCUUACAGACUGUCUGUCCAGCUCAAGUUCAGCGGCUGUAUCAUUAGCUAUCAAAACAUUCCCACAUUCUCAUGGCAUUUUGAAUUGUUCUGAAAAUAGAACUUCAAAUGAAUUUGCAAAGGAAAUAAUUUUCAUCUUGACUAGAGACGGAGAUGUUGUUGCUAUGGAUAGCACCAGCGGCAAUAUGAUCAGCUCUCAGUCAAUGCACCAAACAGAGUUGGCUGCUAUUUCUAUUUAUAUUUUAGAGGAUGGUGCUUCCUCUGAAGUAUCCAGUGAAAAGUAUUCAUUGAUCUCAUCUCAGGAUCCUAAAGAAAAAACCGAACCUGCUCAAACAUGUUCUCACCAAUGUGAUUUACCUGAAGCACCUGCAACAUAUUUUGGACAGAAUUUUGUAGACUCAUUUGUUUUACUUUGUAGCGAGGAUGUACUUCUUUUAUAUUCAUUAAAUUCUCUGAUGAAGGGGGAGAGUAAGCCAAUUCGUAAAGUGAAUCUCCAAACAGCAUGUUGUUGGACUACAGUCUUCAAAAAAGAUGGGAAAGAAGACGGACUAAUUCUAGUCUACCAGAGUGGAUUGAUCGAGAUAAGGUCCCUUCAAGAUCUUGAAUUGGUGGGAGAAAGUCAUUUGAUGUCAAUCCUCAGAUGGAGUUUCAAGACUAGCAUGAGCAAGACAAUAUGCUCUUCUGAUACAGGGCAAAUUGUACUGGUCAAUGGGUGUGAAGUUGCCUUUGUAUCCUUAUUUUCCUUUGAAAAUGAUUUCAGGAUUCCAGAGGCAUUGCCUUCUCUUCAUGAUGAAGUCCUUGAAACUACUGAAAAUCCUGCCAUUGGUUCUCAACAUCAGAAGAAACAGGAUAGUGUCACUGGGAUACUUGGUGCUUUCAUAAAAGGCUUCAAAGGGAACAAAGAAGGGAAUAUUAGGGAUGCUAUUGAUGGUCAUAAAACUAUUGUGGCUCAUCUAGAGGACAUAUUUUCUAGGUUUCUGUUCUCAGACCCUUACACAAGCAUUACAGAUGACACAGAAGUUGUCGAGCUUGACAUAGAUGAUGUUGAUGUUGAUGAAUCAGCAUGGGUGCCAUCUUCAUCUCAAAAGAACAAGGGUGAAACUAAAGAUGCAGUUAAUGAAAUAGAGAGGGAAAGGUUAUUUGAAGGCGGUAGUACGGAUGCAAAACCAAGAUUGAGGACAGCAGAAGAAAUUAGGGCCAAAUAUCGAAAGCCUGGGGAUGCCUCUGCAGCUGCUGCACAUGCAAGAGAUAAGCUUGUAGAGCGCCAGGAAAAACUUGAGAAACUUAGGAUGCACACUGAAGAGCUACAAAGUGGAGGGCAGAACUUUGCAGAUCUGGCACAUGAACUUGCCAGGAGAAUGGAGAAGAAAAAGUGGUGGAACCUUUGAUAUGUAAAUAAUAAUACCAGUUUAUGGUUCCUGGGAUUGAUAUGGCAGAGGUCUACAGCAGUAUCACUUCUAACCAACUUUGUAAUUUUUUUUUUUUUUUUUGUUAUUACUAAUAAUUUAUCUGCUGGCCAGCAACUUAAAACUAAAGAUGAAUGAAAGCAUUACUAAUAUUCCUUUUU
Molecule: messenger RNA, 3722 nt
Organism: Diospyros lotus (date-plum)
Lineage: Eukaryota; Viridiplantae; Streptophyta; Magnoliopsida; Ericales; Ebenaceae
Exons: 24
Coding region: 271-3543 (1090 amino acids)
Biological process (GO): regulation of exocytosis
Cellular component (GO): cytoplasm; plasma membrane
Molecular function (GO): myosin II binding; GTPase activator activity; syntaxin binding
Source: RefSeq, a predicted model, not a curated record